UUGGAUAGCCUGAUGCGCGUUGCAGAGAAAUUCAGCGAGGACAAAAACGACGCUCGCUCCAAUUUACGGGGCGUGACAGUUGAACAACAACAAUCAAGCUUCCGGUUUUUCCCAUUCUUACUAGAGAAUUCACUAGCAUGUUCUUGUGAGCGUAAAAUCGCACAAUCAGCAAGUUUAUGUAUAAUAGAUUUACGUGUACAGUAGGUACAUUUUAUUAUUUUGUUUGUCGUGGAAUAAGAGCACCGAAAGAGCUAUUACUGACAUUGAUACACCGCUUUAUUUGGCCAUUACACUGCGGACAACUUCCAAUACGGGUUAUUAUGAGCGAAGGAGAGGUUUUCCAUGAGAAGCAGCGACUGGAGUUGUGCGCCAUUCAUGCUCUAAACAACGUUCUGCAAGAACAAGUGUUCACCAAGGAGACGGCAGAUGACAUCUGCAAGCGGCUAGCUCCACAAUGUGUGGUGAACCCUCACCGCUCAAUGCUGGGCACAGGCAACUAUGAUGUCAACGUCAUCAUGGCUGCCCUACAGAGCAGAGAGUUGGCUGCAGUAUGGUGGGACAAACGCAGAACAGUACAGAGUCUCUGUGUUGACAAGGUCCAGGGGUUCAUCCUGAACGUUCCGUCACGUGUCUCUCUUGGAAUUGUGUCCCUCCCCGUCAAGCGGCGGCACUGGCUUGCAGUGCGCCAGGUUAAUGGACACUACUACAACCUCGACUCCAAACUAAAGAGUCCUGUCUGCAUCGGGAACGAAGCAGAUCUCCGUAUAUUUCUCAGUGAACAGCUGUCUCCGGACGUGGCAGAGAUGCUCCUGGUUGUGAGGGACGUGGAGGAGUACGGAACCUGGCUGAACUCUGAUGACCUCAGGAAGUGAUUCCUCUGGCCUGGGCAUUCCAUUCAUUCAGCAUGGGACUCAAACUCCUGCUCUACUCUGGAAAACAAAUAACAUUUUAGAAAACAAGAGACGCUUAACAGAAAGUACAUAUUUCAGGAAACGCAUUACCAGUUGCUGAGGAGUGUGGGGACUCUUACACACACACACACAAAGUUCCAGAGAGAAUUUAAGAUGACGGGAUUUCUGUCCCAAAUGGCUUGUUUGAAACAGUUUACUGGCUGUUGUUUGGAUUUCUACACUACAGCUGCAUCUAUAUCCUCGUUCUCUCUCUUCCUUCCUUCUCUUCUCUCUCUAUGCACUGCAUUGUUGAGGUAGACCAGUUAGAACUGGUUUGUCUUUUAAGUUAUUCUAUGCACUGAGGUACAGAGGAGGCACUGGAUGUCAUGUUGACAACUGACUGUGUGAAAAUAAUGCUUCUAUGUUUGUGUUCUGUCUGCGUCUACAUCUAACUAUGCAUAUCCAAGUGAAUGGGAGCACUGUCUUUCUGUUACACGCACUCAAACGAUAUAAAGAAAAUGUUAUUUAUAUGUAA
This is a messenger RNA of Salvelinus fontinalis (brook trout), 1425 nucleotides long. RefSeq names its product josephin-2-like. Gene Ontology annotation, biological process: protein deubiquitination. The transcript is spliced from 5 exons. The record is from RefSeq and is a predicted model, not a curated record. Lineage: Eukaryota; Metazoa; Chordata; Actinopteri; Salmoniformes; Salmonidae. Gene Ontology annotation, molecular function: cysteine-type deubiquitinase activity. Bases 177 to 872 code for a protein of 231 amino acids.